AUGGCGAGGCGAUUUGAUUACCAUCACCAGCAGCAGCACCAGCAGGCCGGCCGGCGGACUCUGGCGGCAUUCUGUUUCGCCUUCGUCCUUUUCCUGCUCGUCGCCGCUUACCUCUUCAGUGGCUUCAAGCCGGGACCGAUUCCCACGUCGUCCGUGGAUGAGGAUCAGGAUCGGGCAGGAGACGGCCUUGGAGGUCCCAACACGUCAGAUGCGCUGGGAGAUGAGCCGCAGGAGCACGAGAUCCGGGAUUCUAGCAAGCUCAGCCUGAAUUUGCCUCCAGUGAAGGGCGCCGGGGAGCCGGCAGACUCCGACAUGGAACCCCCCCGGAGGGCCGUGGACGAGGAGGAAGGCGGCGAGUCAGCCGCACAAGAGGGCCUGCGGGGGGCGGGCGGGGGGGAUGCGCGCGCGAAGUCGGAAAGAGAGAGAGACGCGCAGGACGCUGCUGCGCAGGAGGGGGAUUCGGACGGCGGAGAUGGUCAGGAGGAAGGCUUGUUGCACAGCCGCACUGGUGCCGAUGCGAAGGCGGCGGCGACGGCGGCUGACGCGGCUGCUGCUGCUGAUGCGGAUGGUGACGGCGUUGUGACUGGAGGCUCGGAAGGGGAUGGGGACGAGGAGGAGGGUGGCGCUGCAGAGAAAGUGGUUGAGAAAUACGAGGCGUGUGACCCUGAGCUAUCAGAGAUAGUGCCGUGCUUGAGCCCGGCAAUGAACAAGCGGAUGAAGCUGAAGCUGAAUACGAAGGUGAUGGAGCACUACGAGCGCCACUGCCCCUCUGACGACCUCAUGCCGCACUGCCUCGUGCCGCAGCCGCCAGGCUACAAGACGUCCAUCCCCUGGCCGCGCAGCAGGGACGAGGUGUGGCGGGCGAACGUGCCCCACACGCUGCUGGCCACAGAGAAGUCGGAUCAGCACUGGAUGGUGGUGGACGGCGAUAUUAUUCGAUUCCCGGGCGGCGGCACGCACUUCCCUGGGGGCGCAGACAAAUACAUUGAGCGCAUUGGGAAGAUGAUGGGAGACGAGAACGGCAACUUCUCGGUGGGCGGCAAGAUCCGGACGGUUCUGGACAUCGGGUGCGGGGUGGCGUCGUUCGGCGCGUACCUGCUGGAGCACUCAGUGCUGACCAUGUCGGUGGCCCCCAACGACGUGCACGAGAAUCAGAUCCAAUUCGCCUUGGAAAGAGGCUUACCUGCGUUCCUGGGGGUGAUGGGCACUCAGCGCCUGCCGUUCCCGUCCCUGGCGUUCGACCUGGCCCACUGCUCCCGCUGCCGCAUUGACUGGCUGCAGAGAGACGGCCUAUUGCUGCUGGAGCUGGAUCGAGUAAUCCGGCCCGGGGGCUACUGGGUGUGGUCCGCCCCGCCUGUGUAUCGCGAGGACGAGGAGAAUCAGAAGCUGUGGACGGACAUGCUGGCGUUCAUGGGGCGCAUGUGUUGGAAGGUGAAGGCGCAGAGCGGGCAGACCGCCAUAUUCAAGAAGCCAAAGACAAAUCUGUGCAUCAAGAAGCGGGCGGCAGACGUAGAGCCGCCCCUGUGCGAUGCCACCCGGGUGUCGCCAAAUUCGGCCUGGUACACGCCGAUGGAUGCAUGCGUCAACACGGUGCCCAAAGGCAAGAAGAACAAGCUCAUCCAGCCGUGGCCAGAACGCCUGGUGUCUCCGUCGCCCCGCAUUGACUUGCUAGGGCUGGCAAAAUCCGACUUUGAGGCCGACACAGAAGCGUGGGAGAAGAUAGUAGCAGACUACGACUCUCUGCUGGGCGGGCAGGCGCUCCUGCGUCCUCUAGACAAAGCAGCGUCCAAGAGCAAGGCUUCCAAGGCGGCCUUCCCCGUGCGCAACGUGAUUGACAUCAAUGCUCACAUGGGCGGGUUUGCAGCGGCGCUGGCGGCGCAGGGGCAGGAGGUGUGGGUGAUGAACACAGUGCCCCCGCAGGGGGAAGCCAGUGGUGCUGGACUGGCAAUGGUGUAUGACCGAGGGCUCAUCGGGGUGUUCCAUGACUGGGCGGUGUCUCAAGUCCUCAAGCGCAAAUGCUCCUUGGAGGCCUUGCUACUUGAGCUCGACCGAAUCCUCCGUCCCAAGGGUGUUCUGCUCUUCCGAGACAGUGCCGAUGUUAUUGCACGUCUGGAGAAGCGAUUGAAGGCGGUGAAGUGGAUUGUACUGAAGGGGCCUGUAUCGAGGACGUUUAUUGAUGGCGAGGAGGAGCAGGUGCUCGUUGUGCAGAAGAGGUUUUGGCGGAUGAAGGAGAAGGCUGGUUUGAAGGAAAGUGCGGAGGCAGCUGCAUUGAUAGAUGGGGAUGCUGAGGAGCGUCGGCGCUUUAAUCCCAAGGCUCUAGGCUCGUGGGCUCGGCGCACGGGUUUGGUCAGCGGCUUCAUGUCCCCGCGCCGGGACAGUGUCGUUGACGUCACCGAUGGCACCAAUACAGUCACACCCGCUCCAGGCGAACCCGCUUCGCCGUCCCGCGCUAGCAGCGCGGACGGCAGUAGUUUCCAAGCGAGCGGGUUUCAUGGUCAGGGGGAAGGGCACUUAGCGCAUGAGGGGUACGACGGGUACGAUAGUCACGGGGGGCACGGCGGGAAUGGGGGGCAAGUCUCCGCUCCCCAGCUUCCGCCACCGCCCGGACGAUCCGCGUUCAAGAAAGCGCCUUCAAUCCGCUACCCCGUCGCGCAGCGGGGCGAAGCGAGUAGUGACAGUAUCGGGGCCGGCAGCAUGUCACCUAAAACUCCCCAGGCGGUCGCUUCUGCGACUAUACCGGAAGCGGAGAACGAGGGGGUUUCGUCCAUUGAGGAAAGCGACGCGGGAAUGGGAAGCGCGCGACGGUCGGAAGAGGUGUCGAGCCGACAUGGGGGGAAGGUUGGCGGAGCGGUAGCAGCGGGUUGGGCAGGCGGGGCCUUUGUAGGCGCGGCGGUCGGCGGAAGGGUUGGCGGAAGCCAGGUGGCGCCGUAUCCGGAAGGGGAGGAGGGGGAAGCGGAGGGGGAGUAUGAGGGGGAAUAUCGGAUGGCGGAGGGGGAGUAUGGAUACGCGGAGGGGGAGGAUAUGGGGGGAGAUGACGAUAUGUAUAAAGAUGUGAUUGUAGACGAUAUGCCUUUAGAGGAGGGGAUGGAAGAACGGACGGGCGUGAUGAAUUUUGAGAUGAGGGAGAGACCCGAGGUCGGGUGGAUGGUGGCGUACGCGUUACAGCACAUGAUUGCGCUUAUAGCGAACGUGAUUGUGUUCCCGAUGAUACUUGUCCCCGCUAUGGGAGGCUCCGACCUCGACAAGGCGGCGGUGAUUCAAUCGGUGAUGAUGGUGACGGGCGUGGCGACCACGCUCCACGUGCUGCUGGGCACGCGUCUGCCCCUCGUGCAGGGGUCCUCUCUCGUGUACUUGGCACCGGCUAUCAUCGUCGCCAACUCGCCUCACAACCUCACCGCCGAUCCCUCACAGCGGUUCUCGUUGACAAUGCGGGAGACGAUGGGGGCAGUGAUCGUGGCGUCGCUGCUGCAAGUCGUUGCCGGCUAUUCAGGCUUCAUGUCACUUCUUAUAGAGCUCAUCAACCCAGUGGUGGUGGCACCAACCAUCAUGGCCGUGGGACUCUCCUUCCUCUCCUAUGGCUUUCCAGUCAUCGGCCGCUGUGUGGCCAUCGGCGUGCCUGAGCUCAUCCUAAUUGUCAUCUUCGCACUGUACCUGCGCCGAGUGUCAUUCUGGGGCUCGAGGUUCUUCCAGAUCCACGCGAUCUCCCUAGGGUUGGCAAUCACGUGGCUCUAUGCCUUGGUGCUCACCCUAGCGGGCGUCUACAGCUACCCCGACUGCUCGCCCUCGGCCAUCUACCCCUCCUCCUCCCCGUGCGCCCAGAAGCAAGCCAUCAUGGCCUCCUGCCGCACCGACGCCUCCAGUGUUCUGUCGGACGCCAAGUGGGUGGCGCCCCCGUACCCGUUUCAGUACGGCAUGCCAAUCUUUCGUGUUCUGGCGGACGCCAAGUGGGUGGCGCCCCCGUACCCGUUUCAGUACGGCAUGCCGAUAUUUCGAUGGGAGUCGAUUUGCGUCAUGCUGCUGCCUGCUCUUAUUUCAACCAUCGACUCGGUUAGCAACUACCACGCAACUUCCCUGCUGGUAGCUGUGCGGCCCCCGACAGGCGGGGUGGUGGGACGGGGGAUAGGCAUGGAGGGAAUAGCGAGCGUGCUGGCAGGGAUGUGGGGCACGGGGGGUGGCGCCACCACUCUCACUGAGAACAUUCACCUCGUUGCGGUUACCAGAAUGGGGUCGCGCGUUACGAUCAUUGUUGGGUCGGCGUUCCUCGUCUUCUUCUCGCUGUUCGGUAGGUGGGGUGUGGGGGAAGGAGGAUUACGAGGGAAAGGGGGGGUGGUGGGACCGGGACUGAAGGGAAGGGGCUCGCGGGGUGUUAAUGGGGAAAGGGAAGUGGGAGGCAAGGUGGGAGCUCUGUUCGCCUCCAUGCCACCAGUCAUGAUCGGCGGGCUCCUCACCAUAAUGGCAGCCAUGGCAGCAUCGCUCGGACUCUCCUCGCUGCGCUACGCUGAGAUGGGCUCCUCGCGCAACCUCCUCAUCACGGGAUUGGCACUCUUCUUGUCUCUGUCAGUCCCGGAUUACUUCAAGACGUACACUGCAUCCAACGGCCAUGGCCCCAUCAACACAUCUAGCUCCGGGCUCAACUUUGUGCUCAACUCGCUGCUCGCCCUCCCCAUGGCCAUCGCCUUCAUGGUUGCUUUCUUCCUCGACAACACUGUGCCUGGCACGGCCACCGAACGAGGCCUCUACGUCUGGUCCGGACGUAAGGCGGCUCGGGCCGACCCUCUCAUGCAUGAGGACUAUGACCUGCCGUUCGGCUUGAGCAGAUUCUUCUCCUGGGUCUUCUGGCUGGGCGUGUGA
Messenger RNA from Closterium sp. NIES-65, 4851 nucleotides. Lineage: Eukaryota; Viridiplantae; Streptophyta; Zygnematophyceae; Desmidiales; Closteriaceae. The record is from the annotation of a GenBank genome assembly.